AUGGACCCGUACAGCCCUGAGGACGAGGGUGCCCUUCCAUCAGAAAUGCACCUUCCUUCCUUCUCAGACAGCCAGGGGCUCAACUGCAACGACACUGUCAGCCGGGACCUGGGGCCCAGCACUCGAGACCUGCUCUAUGCUGGCCUCAGCGGUUUAGACCUGGACCCCAGUCUCCCAGCAUCAGACAUGCCCAGUGAGGUGCUGGAGGACAACUUGGAUACUUUGUCCCUGUACUCAGGGAAGGACGGUGACUCUGUGAAGCUGUUGGAGGAAUAUGCAGACUCCGAAUCUCAGACUUCCUUGCAAGACCUGGGGCUAGGCGCCCUGAAGGUGCCUAAAGAGGCCGAUGAAGGCGGCAGGGCCACCUCAGGGAGCGCACGGAAAGGCAAGCGGCAGCACAGCUCCCCCCAGAACCCACUCCUGGACUGCAGCCUUUGUGGAAAGGUGUUCAGCAGUGCCAGCUCCCUCAGCAAGCACUACCUGACGCACAGCCAGGAGAGGAAGCACGUCUGCAAAGUCUGCAGCAAGGCCUUCAAGCGGCAGGACCACCUAACCGGGCACAUGCUCACGCACCAGAAGACCAAGCCUUUCGUGUGCAUCGAGCAGGGCUGCAGCAAGAGCUACUGCGAUUACCGCUCCCUGCGCCGACACUACGAGGUGCAGCACGGCCUGUGCAUCCUGCGGGAGGCCCCACCCGAAGAGGAAGCCUUCGGGGACCCCCCGCAUCCGGACCUGCCGCCCCCCAGCGCCCUGCGGCCCCCAGGGCCCCCUGAAGCCAGGUCCCCCAGCUCGGUGUUGCCCAACCGCGACCUGCUGCGCUGCAUUGUGAGCAGCAUCGUGCACCAGAAGAUCCCGUCCCCCGGGCCGGCCCUGGCGGGGCCUUCCGAGGGCGACGGGCGGGGCGCCGGGUCCUCCUCCUGCACCCCGGCGGCGGCCCCGGGAGCUCCAGGGGGCGCCGAGGGGCCUGAGGAUCCCCAGCCCCCGAGGACGGAGGCGGCCGCGGAGGAUGCGCGCGCAGCUGCGCCGUCCAGGGCGGCGGAGAACGGUGCCCUCGACGCCCCGGAGCUGGAGCCGCCGCCGCAGCCCCCGGCCCGGGAGAGCUGGGCCGAGGGCGGCGCCCUGCCCGCCCGACUGCCACUCUUCCGAGGCGCCGCCGCGGGCGCCCCGACGCCAGGCCACAGCUUCCCGUGGCUGCGGAGCCUGCCGGGUUGCCCCAAGGGCAAGGGCGGCGGGGUCCUGGUGCUGCACAAGGCCCCGGAGCCCCGCGCCGAGCCCGGCCCCGCCGAGCCCGCGCCCGGCGGCGCCGCCGAAGACCCGCCGGCCCCCAAGGCGCCCGGCGAGGCGUGCGCAGCGGACGAGGACAACAACGGCUGGCCUUCCCGGAGGAGCAAGCCCGAGGACGGCGAGCCCCUGUCCUGGCCGAGCCCCGGGGAGCCGGACGGGCCCGGCGCGGCCGAGGCGGCCCCGCUCUUCCGGCAGCUGCUGCUGAAGUCGCAGGAGGCGCUGGCGGGCCACGAGCAGGUGCAGAUGCUGCAGGUGCUGUCGGCGUCCCAGCGCCUCUUCGCCCCGCGCCCCGCCGACGCCCGGCAGGCGGCCCUCAAGUCGCUGCAGGGAGCCUGGCCGCAGCAGCCGCCCCCGCCGGCCCCCGCCGCCGCGGACGCCCUCCAGGGGGGCCCCGGACACCCCGAGCCCGAGGGCUCUCCGGCCCGCAGGAGGAAGACGGCGCCCGCCGCGCCCAGGGAGACCUCGCCCAGUGGCACCCGGCGGGACGCCAAGGGCGGCCUCAAGGUGGCCUCCGCCCCGCCGUCGCUCCCAGCGCCCCUGGAGGCGUCCCGGAACCCCGACAUCUCUUCUCUGGCCAAGCACUUGCGCUCUUCCAAAGGGACCUUGGACCUGGGGGACAUCUUCCCCGCCGCGGGCGCGCGGCAGCCCCAGCACGGGGCAGAGGAGCCGCCCGGAGCCCCGCUGCCCGGGAAGCAGGCCCAAGCCGACGGCUGCGCGGUCGCCGGGGCCACGAGGCCCGACAAGGGCCCAGCCUGCCCCCGAGGGGCCAGCUACCGGCUGUUCUCGGGGAACCCCAGAGCCCAGCGCUUCUCCGGCUUCCGGAAGGACAAGGUGAAGAUGGACGUGUGCUGCGCUGCGUCUCCCAGCCAGGUGGCCAUGGCCUCCUUCUCGUCCAGUGGGCCUCCCGCCGAUCCUGGCCGCGAUGUGAAGUCCAAGCUGACCAUAUUCAACAGAAUCCAGGGUGGAAACAUCUACAGGCUCCCUCAUCCAAUGAAGGAGGAGAACGUGGCAGGUGGAUGCCACCAGCCCAAUGGGGGUCCCACUGAUUGGACAGAACCAAGGAGCACUUUUGUCUGCAAAAACUGCAGCCAGAUGUUCUACACCGAGAAGGGGCUGAGCAGCCACAUGUGCUUCCACAGUGACCAGUGGCCAUCACCCCGGGGGAAGCAGGAACAGCAGGGAUUUGGCACCGAGUUUUGCAAACCAUCAAGACAGGUGCUAAGGCCGGACGGGGAUGGACAGAGUCCCCCAGGAGGCAGGAAGUCCUUGGACAGCAUGGCCACCGCCCCUCUUGUGAUCCCCUUGUCAGUCCCUGUGACUCCAGCACCUCGCCGCCUGGGAGGUGCAGCCAAGGGACAAGAAAAAGAUGGGGAAGAGAGAGACAGCAAGGACAGCCGGCAGCAGAGGAAGCGGAAGAAGCGCCCACAGCCCCAGGCGCUGCUCCUGCCUGCCCCACCCUCUGCACUGGGCGAGCCAGCGCCAGGGGGAGGCUGCCACCAGAGCUGCCUGCCCUCCCCUGUGCUCCUGGUAGACCACCUCCUGAAGGGCCUGUUCCAGUGCUCCCCCUACACCCCACCACCCAUGCUUAGCCCCAUCCGGGAGGGCUCUGGGCUCUACUUCAACACGCUCUGCCCUGUACCCCAGGCGGGGCCCUACCAGCUCUUCAGCUCUGUGCUUGGACCACCCACUUUGAGGACCCUGGUAGUAGGAGAGGCUGUUGCCCUAGAGACUCUCUUACUCCGAGGACCCCAGAAGUCACGUGCCCACCCGCUGGCUGACUAUCGAUACACAGGCUCAGACAUCUGGACCCCUAUGGAGAAGAGGCUCUUUAAGAAGGCAUUCUGCGCCCACAAGAAGGACUUCCACCUGAUCCACAAGACGAUCCAGACAAAGACUGUAGCACAGUGUGUUGAGUAUUAUUACAUCUGGAAAAAAGUGAUCAAGUUUGACUGCGGCCGAGCCCCUGGACUAGAAAAGAGGGUCAGGAGAGAAUUGGAUGAGGUAGAAAGGACAGAAGAAAAGGUCACUUGCAGCCCUCGGGAACGAUCUAGCCACCGUCCAACUCCAGAGUUGAAGAUAAAGACCAAGACCUAUAGGAGAGAGUCCAUCCUCAGUCCCAGCCCAAGCACAGGCCCAAAGCGGACCCCUGAGCCGCCAGGAAGUGUGGAGGGCCAGGAUGUCUUUCCAUGCAGAGAGUGUGAGAGGGUGUUCGACAAGAUCAAGAGUCGGAAUGCCCACAUGAAGCGGCAUCGCCUUCAGGAACACGUGGAGCCUGUGGUCAGAGUCAAGUGGCCUGUCAAGCCCUUUCCACUAAAGGAGGAAGAGGAGGAGGAAGAGGAGGAGCUGGCAGCUGACAUUGGCCCUCUGCAGUGGUGACUCCCUGCUGGCAGCUACUCUGGGGGGCUCCAACUCCAGCCCUGUCCUGCCUCCCUGGGUCUUUGCAGAGUGUUUGCCCCCCCUCCCUCACCACUCCCAUUUAUCCUAUUCCUCUUGGCCAGUUUCUCUGGCCCAUUUGGCUGUGCACAGGCAGAGAUGUUACCAGACAGCUCUGAAGUUCCUGUGCUAGGACCAGAGGCUUAAUCCUCUGCAGGUUAAUAGUCAUCCACUCCUUUCAAUUCUAUAUUGCCUGGAGCUGGGAGGCUUGAUGGGGGGAGGGGGCAGAGGCUCUUCAGUCUUAGCUGCCGGUGUGAGUUUGUUCUGUUGGAUGAGGUGGUGAUGUGUGAUGUGGAGAAUCAGCGGGUGCAAACUGAAAUCACCAGCAGGUUGGCUCCUCCCCACAGCAGGGGCUCUGUGCUCUGGGUCCAUCCAUUGUCUUACAGUGACUUGUACAUUGUUAGGUGUGUUUUGUACGUGUCUACUUGUAAAUCAUAUUAAAUUGAGUUCUUGAGCAGCUGU
Molecule: messenger RNA, 4179 nt
Organism: Dipodomys ordii (Ord's kangaroo rat)
Lineage: Eukaryota; Metazoa; Chordata; Mammalia; Rodentia; Heteromyidae
Gene: Znf541
Product: zinc finger protein 541
Exons: 13
Coding region: 1-3660 (1219 amino acids)
Biological process (GO): negative regulation of DNA-templated transcription; regulation of transcription by RNA polymerase II
Cellular component (GO): transcription regulator complex; histone deacetylase complex
Molecular function (GO): transcription corepressor activity
Source: RefSeq, a predicted model, not a curated record